Messenger RNA from Phytomonas sp. Hart1, 1152 nucleotides. NCBI's taxonomy places the organism in Eukaryota, Euglenozoa, Kinetoplastea, Trypanosomatida, Trypanosomatidae. The record is from the annotation of a GenBank genome assembly.
GUUGUUGAGGUUUCCUCAUCGCGGAAUAGGAACCUGGCCUAAAAAGAAAUAAGAAUCAGAAUAAAAAAAAAAAGGAAAACUUAAAAAAGAAAAAGAAAAACGAAUCGCCCUUCUAUAAAAAUGGACGGAAAUGAUUCCUUACGCUCGGAUGACCCGCACGCGAUGCCGGGCUCCACACAUUUGUGGGGGACGUGGGAGCUCUCGUGCGAUCUCCCGCCGAAUAACCUGACGGACGCGACCGCACGCGCGAGUCACCCCCCGGCCAGCGGCAAUUGGCUCAAUCAGGUCAAACACGUCGGGGUCUUCGACAACGCGGAGGCCUUUUGGGGGUUAUGGCAGUGCAUUCUUCUGCCCUCGCAGCUGCCCGUGAACACGAGUUACUUUCUUUUUCGCAGCUUUAUCGUCCCGAUGUGGGAGCAUGAGGCGAACCGCCGCGGGGGGAAGUGGGUCUUGACCUUUUCCCAUCCCCCUCUAAACCUCCCCGCCGACGAGGACGAAUCCCGGGAGGGUAAACCCAGCGCGGCGAAGAUGUUGCCGGUGGAUGGGGCCUGGCAAAAACUUUGUUUAGCCGCCAUCGGGGAAUUAUUCCCCUGCGAGGAGGAAGAAAUUUGCGGGAUUACGGUCAGCCGGGGGAAAGCUCGCGGGGUGGGGAACAAUUCGGAGUGGAAGUUGUGCGUCUGGACGCGUACCGCGAACGCGGAGGACACCCAAAUGGCGAUCGCGCAAUUUAUUAAAAAUAUCGUCGUGAAUAACGUCGUUGACGGCAGCGUUUGUACGCCUUUAACACAAAUUACCCCCAAUAUUCUAUUUCAAUAUGGAAAUAGUUAUGGGGGAGGGGAGAAGGGGGGUUCCGCGCGGAUGACGUUGAACUUUAUGUCUCACAGAGAACUUAUGGAGGCGAAGCAAUCCCAUGCCCAAGGGGGCACACGCUCGCUCAUUUUUAAACCCAAAUAUACUUUAGAUUUAUAGAACUAUAGGCACUAUAGAAAGAAGAAGGUCCGCUGUUUGGCGAUUUUUUCCGUUAUUUUUCAUAUUACAUAUAUGAAUACAUAUAUAUAAAUAUAUAUAUAUAUAUAAUUAGUUAGUUAGUUAGAUAGAUAGAUAUACUGGUGUACCGAAGGAAAUGAAAUUCAUAUCGUGCCUAUUAUCCCU